AAUGCAUGACGGGAGUAGUAGUCUAAUGAUAUGUGUUUCCUUGCAAUGGCUUCCUGCUUGUAGAUUUAAAUCCUAAGGAUGCUAUGCAGGAGUAUAGUGCAAUCUACUAUAGGUAGUUUACCUAUUACCGGGGCUGUAAAAGGUGUAUACUUGUAUUUUUGGAAGUACCUAUCCCGGUAACUUAUUCUUCAACAGAAGGUGAUCAAUGUUUGCUUUGACGUUUGCUGUGGACAGGUGAAAAGCCAUCAUGAUUGCCAGUACUGGUUCGAGCGGGCUCUAUAAAGCCCCGCUGUCCAAAGGACUCUUACUUAUCCCAAGCUUUCUCUCCAUUGUGUUGACAUUUUUGUUUCAACAGCAACAAGAGUUGUUUCUCUAUAAUAUAAAAGCAAUAAAAGACGAUUUUCAUAUAUGGAAACUGAUAUCUGGGAGAAUUAUUUGUCUGGAUCUGAAGGACACGUUUUGUAGCAGUUUACUAAUAUAUAAUUUUAGAACACUGGAAAGAAGAUUUGGUAGUCGAAAAUUUACGUCAUUUUUGUUGGUGGCCUGGAUACUCUCUGCAGUUUUUGAUUUUCUACUUGUUGAAGCUGUACAUUUUAUAUUAGGAGCAACACUUACCACUUUACCUUCAGGAUUCCUAGCACCUGUGUUUGCCCUCUUUGUGCCAUUUUAUUGUUCUGUUCCAAGAGUACAGUUGGCUGAGAUCCUUGGCUUGUUUCCCAUCACCAACAAAACUUUAGUUUACAUUGUGGGUCUACAGCUUUUGACCUCAAGUCCAUACAUGCUGAUCGUUGCUAUAAGUGGACUGAUUUCAGGACUCUUUUACACAUGGGAUGUUCUGAAUGUUCGUAAGAUACUGUGCAUUCCUCAUUGGCUCGCAGACCUUUUUUCUAGGCGACUUGAACCAAUUUUCUCAUCUGUGGAACCUGUCAAUGAGGCUCGUGUAGGUAUGGGUGCCACUGUUGACAUCCAAAGACAACAACGGAUAGAGUUACUUGAUCAACAGUUCAUGCUUUCCCAGUUAGCUCAUCUUGGAAGAAGACAACCACAGCAGGGUGGAAUAUUAAACUGGAACCGCCUUUUUCAACCAUUAAGACACCGGAAUUUGGGAAAUCAGGCUCAACCACAAGAUCCCUCUCCUGCAACUUCUGAAGAACAUGUUGCACAGCUGAUGGAAAUGGGGUUUUCCAGGGCAGAUGUCUUAUUUGCGCUAAGGGCUUCAAACAAUGACAUCAAUAUUGCCACCAAUUUUUUAUUGCAACGGUGAUAUUUGAUGAAAACAUUUUUAUUGUAACAUAUAAGAGCCUUUUCUAAAUAAUGCUUGAACAAAUAUUUUUAUAAAAACUCUGCUUCUUUGUUGGUGUUGUAUAAUUCAAAUGAUCAUAACAGCACCGUUUCACCCAUUUAUAUUUGUUGUACCUCUUCCUUUUCAUUUUCUUUGGAUUUAUAAAGAAAUUUUUCAGACUGCUGCUCAAAAACAAUAAUUACAUGACAAACAACGUGUUUCAAAUUAGAUACGUAUUAAAAUAAGGCAAAAACGAUGUUUCUUUUUAUAUUAAUUUGCAGUUUGUUUAGAGUCUUAUGAAUUAUGCAUGUGAUUAUUUGUUAAAAUAUCAUUUUGGGAUUAAAUUGUAUAAAACAUAUUUGAUGGAAUUAAAAUGUAUUUGCUGAUUUUCAUUUGGAUCUAACAGUAGUAUCUUAUUUCAGAACAGCGUGCGAACAUUACAAAAACAUAGAUUUUAAUCAAAUGCAAUUUUUACUAAAUGAAAUUUCUAUUAAAAACUUUCUUUUUUA
Xenopus tropicalis (tropical clawed frog) is the source of this 1791-nucleotide messenger RNA. It is a transcript of the gene ubac2, whose product is annotated as UBA domain containing 2. The record is from RefSeq and is a predicted model, not a curated record. The transcript is spliced from 10 exons. Bases 248 to 1264 code for a protein of 338 amino acids. Gene Ontology annotation, cellular component: endoplasmic reticulum membrane. Lineage: Eukaryota; Metazoa; Chordata; Amphibia; Anura; Pipidae.